Molecule: messenger RNA, 1907 nt
Organism: Planococcus citri (citrus mealybug)
Lineage: Eukaryota; Metazoa; Arthropoda; Insecta; Hemiptera; Pseudococcidae
Exons: 2
Coding region: 630-1841 (403 amino acids)
Source: RefSeq, a predicted model, not a curated record
ACAUCUUCAACCAGAGUUGGCGCGAUUCGAAUCGCGUGAAAGAAUCGAGAAAGAAUCCGAUUCUCACGAUUCGAAUCGGAUUCGAAUCGCGGUUCCCCAAGUCAAAAGAAUCGGAAAAUGCAGGAAUCCGAUUCCCUUUUAUAGAGAAUCGCACCUCCUCGAUUCCCUGCGAUUCCUUGCAGAUGUUUUUCACCUGUUAAAACAGUAAAAUGUACUAUUUUUAAUGCCUUUUAAGUCAUGCAUUUGCAUUUUGUAAUUUGGGACUGAUGACAUUUUUUUAAAGGUCGGCUGUUGUAUGAAAAUAUCGCGAAUCAGUGAUUCUAUAGAGUGAAGGAAUCGUGCAACGUAAGAAUCGGAUCCUCUUUAAUGGAGAAUCGCGCCUUCUCGAUUCCCUGCGAUUCCCUGCUCACAGCAACAAACUAAAGAAUAGAACAUGCAAAAUGAGCAUACACCAAGUUGGGGAAAUUACUCAUUUCAUUUCAGAUUCAUUUGUGAAGUCCUGAAGUUGAAAAAAAAAUAGUAUUUGGGAAUUGGAAUCGGAGGGAAUCGAGAACCGCUAAAGAAUCGGAUUCAGAACCGGAUUCGCUUUGUGAAAGAAUCGAGACUGGAGAAUCGCGAUUCUCCCAAGUAUGAGAAUCGUAAUUCAGGAAUCCGAUUCUGACGAACCGAGGAAUCGCGCCAACUCUGUCUUCAACAGUGUCCAUCGACAACAGGAUAUCCAUCCCCUUAAUAAAAACAACGAACAUUUAGGAGAGUUCAAUCAUUUGUAUCCUGGCCUCCGAAAACACCCCGCAAAAUUUUUCGAGUAUAUGAGAAUGUCCGUGGAAACUUUUGACAUAAUUUUGAAUAAAAUAAAACAUUUUAUUACAAAGGAAACCACAACUUUCAAACGACCAUUACCUCCUGCUGAAAGGCUGAUGAUAACAUUGAGGUAUCUUGCUACAGGACUAUCCUUUCGGCAACUUGCUUUCUCAUUCAGGCGCGGGAAGAGUACCAUUGCUGAAGUGAUAUAUGAAACUUGUGCAGUCAUUUGGGAUGUUUUUGUUCAUGAAUAUAUGCCAGUUCCAACAGAGGAGCACCUCAAACAAGUAGCUACAGACUAUUACCACCGGUGGAAAUUCCCACAUUGCAUAGGCAGCAUUGAUGGACGUCACUGCCAAAUACGUAACCCUAAACAUGCUGGAUCAACCCAUCUGAACUACAUGAAAUAUUUUUCUAUAGUACUUCAAGGAGUGGCAGAUGCGAAUAAAAAAUUUAUCACCAUAGAUGUUGGUGGCAGGGGAAAGCAGCAUGAUGCUGCUACCUUUCGCUAUUCUUCUUUAUUUCAAUUACUAGAAGAAGGUCAAUUCAAUGUACCUCAAGACACCAACUUGCCUAAUUCGAAUAUAAUGGCACCUUUUGUGCUGAUAGGUGAUGAAGCUUAUCCCUUAAAAACUUACUUGAUGCGACCCUACCCUCAACGAGGAUUGACUCCAGAAAAUGAAAUCUUUAAUAAGAAAUUAUCAAUAGCGCGAAAAUGCAUCGAAUGUGCUUUUGGUAUUUUAAGGGCGAAAUGGCGAUUUCUCUCCAAAGAAAUAGAAACCUCGCCAAAGCAUGCUCGCAUAUUAAUCCGAACUGCUUGCUUACUUCACAAUAUUGUGAGAGAACAUGAUGGUGAUAGUGAUGCAGAUUAUUUAAAUACAUUAAAUCGAAUUUAUAAUGGUAAUGGUAAUGACAUCCAAAAUGCAGGUCAAGGUGAAAAUUUUGGACCUCUGCAAAGGCACAGAAAUAACAAUGCUGUAGGUACUCUUCCUAAACUAAUUCGUGAACAUUUUACUCAGUAUUUUCAAACUGUGCAAUAAUAAUAAAAUAUUAUGUACGUAAUGUUAUUCAUAAUUGCACUAGUAUUAUUCGUUUUCGUGUUAUGU